GAGGAAGUGAGUCAUUUCUCCUUCACAUUCAUUCAAAACCAAAAGAGGAUGUUAAAAUAGUGUAUUUUUGAUCAAGAUAUACCCUGUUAAACAGAAAUAAAUGUAUUUCCUUGACAGAAAAUCAAGCAUAUAAAAAUGUUUCAAGAAUCUGACUACAGAGAAAACCUGUCAUUGAUGUUAUCAGAGGUUUUACAUGACAUUGGUGUCAAUGAAAGAAUGAUGAUGAGAAGGAAAAGACAUUACAUGCUGGCAGAGACUAUGAGUAAUAUCACUUACAGGUUAAUUGAUGAAAAUAUGACUGAAUAUUUACUAGGGAGUAAGACAGAAGGUACAACUACUAUAGGACUUGAUUCAGACUUGGACAUACUAUUCUGUAACCAUGAAGUCAAUAUAAUACAAGACCGGUCAGAUUGGGAACAUGGCAAGUCAAACUACCUCAUGAUACAGGAUGAGAACACUACCCCUGGAUAUUGUUUCUUACAACUGCUCCUACCUUAUGAACCUCUUCCUGUGACUGUCAUUCCUAAUGAACAACAUAUUAUUGAUAGAAAUGAAAGAAUAUUGUGUAAAAACACAAAAAAAGUACAUAUACACGGUGUUGUAGAUCAUGGACCAUCCUUGUUCAGUCAAGGACAACAUGGAUAUUGUGAUAGAGAUCAUGUGUUAGCUUUACCAUGUAAAUCAUGGCCUCAAUCAGCAUUAGGUUGGUUAGAUAGACAAGGUAUUAGCAGAUGGCCAACAAUAGAGAUGAGAAGAUAUGCAGCCAGUACUAGGUGUUUUGUUGUUCCAACUGGAAGUAAGGUCAGUGAAUAUCCUGAAUUGGAAUGGAGAAUAUCUACAUCACUGGCAGAAAGGUGUUUAAUGUUCAAUUUAAAUAUAACACAAAUAAGGUGCUAUGUGUUGUUGAAAAUGAUUCUAAAAUCUUCCCUUAAUCCUGAAGGGACAAUUGAUAUAUCAAGUUUCAUGUGUAAAACAGUUCUAUUACAUUGUAUAGAAAACACAGAGCCAAGAAUAUGGAAAAAGAACAAUUUAUACACAUGUUUAACAAAUUGUUUAUUGAAAUUGCACAUUUGUGUACAGAAUGACAGAUGUUCACAUUUCAUUAUCCAAGAAAAUAAUUUGAUGGCAGGGAAAUUAACAGCUGAGACAAAACAUGAACUUUCAAAAAAUAUUUGUGAUUUUAUACAGAAUGGAAGACAACAGUUAUUUAGGAUUGCUAUUGAUGAUCUUGGUCUUAGACUGCAAGUUAAACUGAACAUGGUACCACAUGGAAUAUACAUUAUUCAGAAUUCUCCUGAAACGUACAAUUUAUCUCUUUUAAACAGUGGUUUUUUAUACAUUGUAUCUAAUAUAAGUAAGUAA
This is a messenger RNA of Ruditapes philippinarum (Manila clam), 1362 nucleotides long. RefSeq lists its product as uncharacterized. The transcript is spliced from 2 exons. The record is from RefSeq and is a predicted model, not a curated record. The coding region runs from base 136 to 1362 and encodes 408 amino acids. NCBI's taxonomy places the organism in Eukaryota, Metazoa, Mollusca, Bivalvia, Venerida, Veneridae.